This is a messenger RNA of Fomitopsis serialis, 1249 nucleotides long. RefSeq lists its product as uncharacterized. Bases 355 to 1107 code for a protein of 250 amino acids. The transcript has 3 exons. Lineage: Eukaryota; Fungi; Basidiomycota; Agaricomycetes; Polyporales; Fomitopsidaceae. The record is from RefSeq and is a predicted model, not a curated record.
UCCAAGGUGCUAGAGGUCAACUGACCCACAUAUCCUUUGCAACCCCCACACACGUUCUAUGUGUCCGUAUGUCCAGCCCCGCGUUGUCUUCUAGGGUGAGCUACGACAAACGAGUGGCACCUAACCCCCAACAAUAUCCGCGAGGCCGCGGGACUCUUCGCGAGAUGCUCUUGGAAAGUGGGGAGCACCGCAAACUGGGAUUCGAUAUGCACAAGAUCGCCUUGGCACUUUACUAUGACUUCGAGUUGACGAUAUCCAAUGCCAUAGACAUACACUCAGCAUGGUGUGAUAGUCGUCGGCAGGUCGUGGACUUGUUCGUGGAGUCGGCAGGGGGCGAGCGGGAGGUGCACAGACAUGCUUUUUCGAUGCUUUAUUGGUGCUGGAUUCGAGGGAGGUGGCGUACGGAACCUCGCUCUGCGGGCAUGGGCCGCUUGUCAAGUUGGUUUACUGCCAGGGGCGAUCACACGGCUACAGAGGGCUGCUACAAUCGAUACGAUGGACAUACCGAGACAAGAUCUCAGUUGGUUGGCUAAGUUUACUCGCAUAUCGUGGCAGCUAUACGCUCUCAAGCCCUCCAAAGUCAAGAAUGACGUUCACGCCGAGUUCAGCAAACAGGAUGAUAUACUGAAUGUCAAUCAGACACGCUUCAAGACGCGCAUGAGGGAUGGCGGCAACCAGAAACUGCAUGUCGAGUUCAAUCUGCAGAAUGGCGCUACAGUCACCACUCAAGGGCGCGUCAAUGAAGUGCAUGGCAGAUCGGCGAGGAUCAGUAUACACAAGCCGGUCGCCGCGUCCGCCACGAUCAAGAGUAUUGUCACGAUUGGCAAAGAUCCUCCGACCUAUGCUGAGUCGGAGCGUGACCUCAUUGUACUGUCGGUGUUGCAGCGAACGCUUCCGUUCUUUCAGCAGCCUAUCGUCCACAAGAUCUUCGACCAGUCCUCACCCGGGCGCCCGCGUGAGCCCAACACAUCGGAUUACGAGAUCCACCUCGCGGGUCGACGCCUCAACGACUCGCAAGCCGCGGCAGUCGACCGGAUAAUCUCUGAUGACCCGGACGACCAGAUUUGUUUAGUGCUUGGCCGCCAGGCACGGGUAAGACGACAGUGAUCGCUGCGUCAGUCGUCGACAUGGCGGAGCAUCCUACGAAGAAACACAACAUCUGGCUGCUCGCCCAGUCGAAUGUCGCCGUCAAAAACAUUGCUGAAAAGCUCGCAGACGUCGAUUCCUCGACUUCAAGAUUCUGGUGUCU